This is a messenger RNA of Lolium perenne, 4293 nucleotides long. The record is from RefSeq and is a predicted model, not a curated record. Lineage: Eukaryota; Viridiplantae; Streptophyta; Magnoliopsida; Poales; Poaceae.
GAACCCCACCCGCGCUUUCUGGGAAGCGCCACUGCGCUCUCACCACUGAACCAAGAGCCCAUCCACCCUCAGCAUAACAGGAUACGCUAUUGUUGUUUGUAAAUGAAAGAUGUGAAAGCUAGUCAACUUCUCACAGAUAUUGCUACUGAUAGAGGAACAAAAGGUCAGAAUACAAUACUCUAGCUGCAGUCCCUGUAUUGGAUUAUUCUUGGAUUUUAGUGCUUCCCAUUGUUUCAUACUGUGUACUUGUGUUUUUAUGUUUGAAUGGUAAGAAGAUUUCAAGGAUGCGUAGAACAGCAAAUUGUAUGGACAACAAUGAUGCUGGUCUGUACAGUUAUUUAUAUAUGAAAGAUGUGAAAAUAACUAACUUCGGGUAAGUAUGGCUGCUGAUCAUAGCAUAAGACUCCUGCUGUAGUUUUCUUAUUUUAUUUUCUCGGAAAUUUUGGUGUGUCCCUUGUUAAGUGUUGUAUAGUUAUGAGGAUUCAAACAUGUACAAACCAGACAAUCGUAUGUACACCAAUGAUGCUGGCGUGUCAUCAGAAGCAGACUGUAUACCGGGACCUAAACUUAAGUAGAUUCAGUAGAAGAUGAUAACUUUUAAGAAAGUCAAUUUCUUCACGCCAAGAAAAUUUCUGGGCGAUUCAGCACCACACCACAAGUGAGGCUUCACUUCCACCCAAUUAAUCAAAUGUUGAACUAUUCAAUGAUAGCUAAGUUUGGUCCUGCUACUUGCGUACUGUUCCUUGGAAAUUAGCAUAUGCAUCAUUUUCCAUAUCCAAUAAGUGAGUUGAAGUUCUAAGGUUCUCAAUGUUUGAAAAUAGUGUACUUAUUUUUGUGACCAGGAAAUGGUGUACAUGUUGAUAAGACUUCACUGCACAAUGAACGAAGAGGAGAAGCAGAGCAAGCACCAGAAUGUGGCACAGGGUGAACAGGAAGAAGUGAAGUGGCGCGUAGAGGAAGGAAAACUCAAAAUUGCGGUCAGUAUGACCAAGAACUGCAGCACCGGUGGAUGACCUACGACUACGAGCGAAGAAUACGUUGUUAAAAAACUCUGAAGACACACUGGUCACCUACUGAGCAGUCUAGCUGCAUCAAACUCGAAGCAAAUGGCUGAGGCAGUGAUUCUUUCGACUGUGUUAAAGAUUGGCGUUGCUCUAGGAAAUAAGGCAGUACAGCAGGCUAACUCUCAAUUCCAAAAGUUCAUUACACAGCUAACAGAGCUUCAAGGCAGGAUGGGUCGCAUCAGAAGUGAACUCAGGCUAAUGCAUGGAUUUCUUUGCCGAGUGGACAUACGGAAUCUGAAGAAUCAGAACUAUGGAAUCUGGGUUCAAGAGUUAAGAAUGCUUGCCCACAAGAUUGAGGACAUUGUGGAUGAGUAUUUGUAUCUUAUUGGUCAUAAACAUGAUACUGGGUGGGGUACCUAUCUGAAAAAAGGAUUCAAGCAACCAAAUGUGAUGCUUUCCUUAAACAGGAUUGCUAAGGAAGCAGAGGUCAAUCUUGCGUAUCUCUUCCAGGCUAAAGAUCGGUGGGUUACAGUGGUAGAUGGUGGGAACUCCAGCGACUCGAGUUACAUUGUUGAGAGGUCCCAACAUCUCGCAAGCAUUUCACGUUCCCUUGUUGAAGAAGAUCUUGUCGGGGUGGAUAAAAGUAGAGAAAAACUUGAGAAGAUGUUGGCAGGUGAUGAUUUGGAACGCUGUGUGAUAGCGCUUCAUGGAAUGGGAGGGCUUGGUAAAACAGCUUUGGCUGCAAAUGUCUACAAGAAGGAGAGAGGAAAGUUUGAAUGUCAUGCCUGGGUCUCCAUCUCUCAAACUUACUCCAUAAAAGAUGUUCUGAAGUAUCUAAUAACUGAAUUGUACAAAGGGAGAAAUAGCACACCAGCUAACAUGGACCACAUGGACACUAAAGACCUUCAAGAUGAACUGAAGGCAUUCCUAGAUGAUAAGAAGUAUUUGAUUGUACUGGAUGAUGUUUGGGAUCCGGAAGCCGUCAACGACCUAUUUCGAGCACUUGUUCAAAAUCAGAAGAGCAGUAGAGUACUUGUGACAACACGCAUAGAUGGUGUAGCUCACCAUGCUUUGCAAGACCGGAGAAUAACACUUGAAGCUCUGUCAAGAGAUCACUCAUGGGAACUCUUUUGUAAGAUGGGGUUUUCGAGAGAUACAAAUCACAAAUGCCCUAUAGAACUGGAAGAAUUAGCACAAGAAAUCGUUAGCAAGUGCAAAGGGAUACCUCUUGCAAUUGUAGCUGUUGGCAGGCUCCUCUUCGUGCGCGACAAGACGAGAGAGGAAUUCAAGCGAAUACAUGACCAACUUGAGUGGGAGCUAGUUAACAACCCAAGCAUGGAACAUGUCAGGAACAUUCUUUACUUGAGCUACAUAUACCUUCCAACACACUUGAAAAGUUGUUUCUUGUAUUGCAGCUUAUUCCCAGAAGACUAUCUUUUCCGCAGAAAAAAGCUUGCACGGUUGUGGACAGCAGAGGGUUUUAUCGAGGAGAGAGGUGCGAGCACAUUAGAAGAAGUGGCAGAAGGAUAUAUGAAGGAGUUGCUUCACAGAAACAUGCUACAACUUGUUGAAAGGAACUUAUUUGGUAGGAUAAAGAAAUUCAGAAUGCACGAUAUCCUACGUGAAUUGGCAGUUGAUUUGUGUCAGAAUGAUUGUUUUGGUGUUGCAUAUGAGGAAGAGAAAUGUGGGGGAUAUCUUGAGAAAGAUGGACGCCGAUUAGUAAUACAUAAUCUAAAGAAGGACAUUGACCAAUCAAUUUCAAGUCUACAUCAGCUUCGAUCCAUCACUGCAUUGGACGAUAGUAUGCCAUCAUUCACUCUACUACCUCUGCUAUCUGAGAAGACAAGAUAUAUGACAGUGCUAGAAUUAGCUGGUCUGCCUAUCGAGAAGAUUCCGUAUGCUAUUGGGGAUCUUUUCAACCUACGCCAUUUGAGUCUUCGUAAUUCAAAAGUGAAGAUGGUCCCGGAGUCUAUUGAGAAGCUUUCAAAUUUGUUGACACUAGACCUGUAUAAUUCUGAUGUACAUAAGUUGCCUAGAGGAAUUGUGAAACUGAAGAAGAUUAGGCACUUAUUCGCUCAGAAAAUCAUUGAUCCAUCUGCUAGAGUUCUCUUGUGGUCAAGUGGUGUAAGCGUCUCCAAGGGCCUUGGUAACCUAACAAACCUGCAGACACUACAAGCAUUGGUAGCAGAGAAUGAGUCUGUUAGACAGCUAGGGGAGCUGAGGCAAUUAAGAAGCCUAAGGUUAUGUAAUGUGAAAAGAUUAUACUGUGAAUGCCUCUGCAACUCUCUAGUUCAGAUGCAAUUUCUGUCCUUCCUAGAUGUGAUUGCAAGUGAUGGUAAUGAGGUUCUUUGGUUGAAUGCCCUCCCGUCGAAAGUGCAAAAGCUAUAUUUGAGAGGACAAUUAGACAAAGAGACUUUCAAAGCUUUAGGUCAAAACUUGUACGAAUUGGGUCUAAAUUUAUCACAGCUGAUAGAAGACCCCCUUCCAUCCCUUUCUCGGUUGACAAAUUUGGCGGAGCUAUAUUUGAACAAAGCAUACUGUGGAAAGAAGCUGGCAUUUCUCAAGGAGUGGUUCCCUAACCUGAAGACCCUUCAGUUAAAAGACCUUCCUCAUCUGGACCAGCUAGAGAUACAGGAAGGUUCCAUGGCGACACUGGAAAGAUUAUUCAUAGUCAACCUCAACAGCAUGACAGAGGUCCCACCUGGCAUUGAGUUCCUUGUGACUCUCCAGUAUCUAUGCUUCUACGAAAUCACCCCGGGCUUUUUGACAUUGCUGCGCCAAUGUCCUAGAAUUGGCGGUAUGCGCCGGUUCUGGCAUACUUUUCGAGAUUGACUUCUGUUUCCUGAUCAAUAAAUGUGCAUGUCGGUGCAAGGACAGAAGAAAAAUCUCUUCAUCUGAGGUUUCCAGACUCCAGCUGAUGCAUACCAUUUUCCACUGUGCUUCGCUUUUUGAGCUGCUACUUUUUGUUUUACGAAACAAAAACGAACUACUAUUGGUGUUCUUAUGAAAUGUGUUUAUUUGUUUUUAAAUAGCAUUUCCCUUAUUGUAUGUCCGAGUCUUGUGGAGGAAGACGUAGCAUCCAUCUAGAUAUGCAUUGGUUGUUGUAGUUACUAGUGUCAGGAUUUGGAAGUGGAAAGGUUCGUCCCGGAGAAGGUUUUCCUCCUACUUCAAAACAAGAGUUUCUUUCUUAGACUAGAAGUUGUAAUUUGACUCUAUAAGUCCAACCCUCGUUGAUCAAUUUGUAUACUAUAUGGCAUUUCUGUACCAAUAUACUUGUGACUGUUAUAUA